Myotis brandtii (Brandt's bat) is the source of this 1716-nucleotide messenger RNA. RefSeq names its product oxysterol-binding protein 2-like. The record is from RefSeq and is a predicted model, not a curated record. Lineage: Eukaryota; Metazoa; Chordata; Mammalia; Chiroptera; Vespertilionidae. The annotation marks the transcript as partial. The transcript is spliced from 4 exons.
UGCCGCGGGCGCGAGCGCAGGUUCGUUCAGAAAGCAACCGUGCUCGAAGCCUCGGACCAAGGUCUCGAGGAAAGAAGACCAAUCCGAUCACCGCCUCCCCGGCCCCGGCCACGGGAGCCAUCGCCAAGAUCGCAGCCGGAGCCCCAGAAGACGCCUCCGCCGAGGCCGGGGUACAAACCGGAAUCGGACCUGCAGCCGGGGCCGGGGCGGGAGUCAGGGCCCCGGCAAGAGUUGGGCCCACGUGUAGGGGAAGGACACCCCCCCAAGGCCUCAUCUGGAAGGCCGCCGGCGCCCGUGGUGGGGAGCGUGCCCUCUACCAGACCCGAGUCAGGGUCGCAGCCCGCGUCAAAGCCCCCAGCUCUUCCGCGACCCGGACAGCUGAGGGUGUCUUAUGGGGUCCCAAUUGCAGGGGCUGGCACCGCCUCCACCGCCCCGAAGGCCUUGCUGCCCUUGCUGCCGCUGGACAGCUUCAAGGGCUGGCUCCUCAAGUGGACCAACUACCUGAAGGGCUACCAGCGUCGCUGGUUCGUGCUCAGCAACGGCCUGCUGUCGUACUACAGUAUAUUGGUGCCCCUCGGCCAGUCGGCUGUACUAAUACACAUCACACAGAACAUGGUGUUCUUGGAGUCAGGCAACUGAGCAAAGAGAGAUCCUUUUCCCUGUUGGAAAGACCACUCUCUAAUGAAAACAAAACAAACAAAAAAACAACAACACAAAACUAAGUGAAGCCUGAUGUUUGGAGAAAAUGUGAAUAUAUAUUUCUUGUGCUCCCUCCCCAUCCUGUCUACCAGCGUGCCCUCCUCCAGUAUAACCACCUUCCCAAAUCCUAGUCACUAUCUCCUUUCUUUCCUUUUUUAUUUAGUUUUAUUUCAACCAUCUUUAACUUUAUUUUUAAACGGGUAUUUUACAGCAUAUGAUUUUGGGAACUUAUUUAUAAAAGUCCAGAAUGUGAGUGUACCACUUCUUAUUUGCACAUUUUCCUCUGGAUGGGUGACUACGAACUUUCUUGGACAUGUGCAGGGAUUUCUCUUGGGCGAAAUCACUGGGAUGUAGACAAUGAACGUUCGCCUUACCUAAUGCCAAACUUUUCCAAAGCACUUGUACCAAUUUACACUCCCACCUGCAAUUAAUAAGAGGUCUUGUGGGUCUAUAUCCUUUGCAAAACUUGUUAGUGUCAGCGUUGACUUUGCCAAUCAACUGGGUUUACUGUGGCGUCUGACAGUCUUGACCUGCAUUUCAAUCUGCAUUCUUUUUCUCUUAAUAGAAAAUAAUUGGGGGUUUGGAUUAGACUUUCUCCAUUGUGUGGCUUCCUCGGGUACUUCUGCCCUGGAUUUUGCUUGAGAAGCACAUUUGAUCACUUAAGCUUAUUCUGAGGGGAAAAGUACAUAAUGCUAAACAGCUGGGCUUAGUAACGUCUAUAUUAUCAGGAAAAAAAGAUGCUUUUUGUAAAUAUUGCCACAUAUAGAAAGAAUUUCUGGGAAGCAUGGAUAAUUGUUAGCAGGUUUUAAAUUCUUCUCAACAAUGUGGUAGGAACAUAAAUAAACUCAGGAGAUGAGGUUCUUACUCCAUUGCUUGACAUUUUCAAUCACGUCUGUUUGGAUACCAACAAGGAGAAUAUGGUUUUGUGUUCAGUUUGCUUUCCUUUAUUUUGGUUGGUAGUUCCCAUAAAAAAUUCAUCCCCAGUUCUUACCUCAUAGGGAACAUGUAAUUACAUGA